AUGCCAGCCGCCGAUGAUUCACCCUCUAAGGGGAAGGAUGGGAAGCGCCCAGAGGAGUACACUAUUGAGUACUACAAAGCUCAAUAUGAGUCCAUUCAGGAGGAGCUGCACGACUUUCAGCUCUCCAGCACCGAGCUGGAGGCAGAGAUGGAAAAGGAGAUGGAGGAUAAGGAGAAGCGUGAGCGACAGCUGAGGGAGAAAGUUGACAACCUGCGCUAUGAGGUAGAGGAGUGGAAGACCAAAUACAAGCAGUCAAAGACCGAGGCGAACAAUGCGCAAAACACUCUGCAGAAGGAAAUCACCUCCCUGCGUGAUGCCAAUCGUACUUUGCAACUGAAGCUGCGUGAUAUUGAAGUUGCCAACGACGAUUAUGAGCGACAGGCCCGGAACACGACCUCGUCCCUGGAGGACUUGGAGUCCAAGUACAACGUCGCUAUCGAGCGUGGAGUUUUGCUGGAAGAGGAGAUCAGGACUGGCGAACUAGAGCGCGAAGGCUUGCGGAUUGACAACCAGCGCCUAAGAGACGAGCUGUCUGAUCUCAAGGUCGAAGCCGAGAUCGUCCAGGAGAAGCUACGACACACCGAGGGCCAUGGGUUCCGUCGUCGCAAGCCGACACCCUUGUACCGCAGCCCAUCCACUCCACAGACCCUAGAGAUUUUCGAUCGGUCUCCUGGACCGGGUACUUCAUCUCCGGUGUUUUCGACUCCUCCACCCAAGUCGACCUUGGCCUCUUCAACCGCAACUCCUCCCUCACCGCCCAUCUCCGAGGCCUCUACCAACUUCCGCAAGUCCAUCAACGCUACCCCGACAUUCCCUCGAACCCGGGCGACUGGCGCGGAACCGGUCAACUCGCGGACUCUGCACAAUGCCAGAACCCAGCCGGCUCGGCCUACUCCUCACUCGCGCGCCUCAUCUCUCGCUUACAGUAACAGCGGCUACAGUAAUGGUGGUCGCUCUACCCCCUCCAUGUCCUACUCUUCCCGCAACAGCCUGUCCAGGUCGACCACCUCCCGGCCUUCGGGUCUUCCUAAAUCUGGCUCACUGUACCAGAUCCGAGGACUCAUUGGCAAGAUGCAGAAAUUGGAGGAACGCGUCCAGUCUGCCCGGUCCCGUCUUCCAGCACCCUCAGAGACCUCUUCUCGGGGAUCUCCCCGCUCCCGUCAAGGUUCAGUGAUGGGGGAUAGUCCCGUGGCAUCGACCAUCACUGUGCGGAGUCGCAAGCGAAUGAGUGGCAGUAGCUAUGGUUCAUCCGUUCGGGAUAGCGAGAGCGCCCCUUCAUAUAUCCCUCAAGGCCGCCAGUCAGUCGGUGCUCGUACCGGUGACAGUCGACCGAGCAGCAGAACGAGCUACUCCAGUCGGAGCUCGUUCAGCCAAAGUGUACAUUCCGGAGUGCCGAUUGGUCGCCCCGAAAGUCGGCAGAGCCGCCCUGGUGCCAAGACGCCCCUCGGCCACUACUCAACCAACCCCACGACGGAGAGUCGCCGACCCCGGUCCUCUCUGAGCAACCACAAUGGACAGACACCGUCCGUGGGAAGCAUGUCCAAUAUUGAUGAGGACCACGACAUUUCCACCCCGACCGUGUCCCGUAUUCCAAAGGAUAUGCGGCGACCCUCCGUCUCGGCCACGACUUCUGGUAUUAAGAAACGUACUACCAGCGGCAUGUCGGCUAUUCCCACGCCCCGCAGCUUUAAGACGAGUAUCGGGCCGGGAGCCAUGCCUCCACCGCUUGAACGGAAGCAAAGUGACCUUGGAGAGACCUAUUAA
Molecule: messenger RNA, 1764 nt
Organism: Penicillium cataractarum
Lineage: Eukaryota; Fungi; Ascomycota; Eurotiomycetes; Eurotiales; Aspergillaceae
Gene: nde1
Product: nuclear distribution protein NudE
Exons: 2
Coding region: 1-1764 (587 amino acids)
Biological process (GO): mitotic centrosome separation; centrosome localization; vesicle transport along microtubule
Cellular component (GO): kinesin complex; kinetochore; centrosome
Molecular function (GO): microtubule binding
Source: RefSeq, a predicted model, not a curated record